This is a messenger RNA of Austrofundulus limnaeus, 2326 nucleotides long. It is a transcript of the gene natd1, whose product is annotated as protein NATD1. The record is from RefSeq and is a predicted model, not a curated record. Bases 131 to 460 code for a protein of 109 amino acids. NCBI's taxonomy places the organism in Eukaryota, Metazoa, Chordata, Actinopteri, Cyprinodontiformes, Rivulidae. The transcript has 3 exons.
AUUGGCUGGCCGUCACGUGACCUCACAGCUGAUUCAGAUGCARGUUUUGCUCUGACUGCGGUUCAUCAUCGUCUCUCAUGUAGCCAUUUCUGGUUAGCUGCAGGUCUCGCCGUCAGUAAACACCACUGCUAUGGCACAAGCUACGAAUGUGUUUGACACGAGCAGCUCUCAGAUUCAGGUGGAACACGAUAAAAAGCGUCGGCAGUUCAUCAUCAGGCUGAACGGAUCUCAGGAUCGAGCCGUUCUUCUUUAUGAAUACGUCGGGAAGAAGACYGUGGACCUGCAACACACAGAAGUUCCUGAUGCUUAUAGAGGGAGAGGGAUCGCCAAACACCUGGCAAAGGCAGCCAUGGAUUUUGUGGUGGAGGAGGACCUGAAAGCUCACCUGACUUGUUGGUACAUUCAGAAAUACGUCAAAGAGAAUCCUCAGCCUCAGUACUUCGAACACAUCUAUCAAUGACCCCACGUGGCGACGUCAAAGAGACUCUCAGGAGGGAAGCGCCGAGCGAAUCCAGGUGAUCUCGCGCAACAAAAAAACCAAACCCAACGAUGUGUGAGAGCUGAACAUAGGGUCAUUUACAUCCAUAAACAUGAGGGGACUGCGUGCAGGAAGUGAGCGAAACGUGUUAAAGAACCAAAGUGUGGUGCCGGACAGGUCCGGGUAGACUCUCAGCGCUGACUCGACGCAGGUGUUCGGUGUGUGAACCAGAUCCCAUCUCACAGCUUGUUGAUGCUCCUCACUGAGCACGGGCUUCGGGUCGACCCACUUGGUAUCYUGGUGGUUCCACUUGCACUCUGAUGGCAUUGACUUUUUUUUUAUUAUAGCUCCUUUUUUAUAUACUUUUUACUAGUUUUAGUUAUCCCCUUCUUUAAACAAGUGUGGAGAUCUUGUUGUGAAUGAUGGUGUGUGAGAAAUGCAUCCUAAAAACUAAACAUUAUGCAUUUUUAUGUUUUUUCCAGGUUUUAAAUAUGUAUUUUGAAAAGAUUAACUUACCUAAAGCUUCAUUUGGUUAAAACUUAAAGCCAUUCUUCCCCUGUAAUUAACAAAAAAAAACAUGUUUUUUGGGUCCUGAAUUUAUUCAUUGGUGGAUUAAAGGUGGAUCUUUAAACCUCAAUGUAGCAAGAAGGUCUAACCUGACUGAGUUAAUAGAGACGAUGGUCUGAUGUCCGUGCAAUUUAUUAUUUCAGUGUUGAAUUUAUAUAAAUAACUUUAUUCAAACUAGCAUCACUCUUCUAUUCAGGGCAGGUUCUGUCAAUAUUUGUUGCUGUUUUAAAUCUGAUUGAUUCUUUUUCUGCUUUUACAGGGUCUGUUUUUAACCAGCCGAUGUCAAAAUAAUAUGGUUAACCUCAUAAAUAUUUUACAGGAAAAACAAAUUGCUGUGYACAAUCUUAAGUGUUGAGCAGGAGCACACCUCAGGGCACUCGACAUUCUUAUCAAGAACUGCAAUAAUAAUAAAAAUAAGUCCCGUUUUAAAACGUUUCUUUUGGGGGGCAUAGAGGCCAAGGCAUUAAGUCUUUAUUGUGUAAGCUUUAGGUUUUUGUGUGUUUUGUUAAAAACAAAUGUCAGACUUGUGUUUUGAGCAGGUGGGUCUCUCUGAAAUCAGUGUCAAAAUGUUUUAAUGUUCUUGUUACACUGUUUUAUACUUGAUUUGUUUCCUGUACUUUUUCCAAAUAAAAAAAAGGCUUCUUAUCACAUUGUUUAUGCUGUGCGUUUGUGGCAAAACAAAAGAGUGUGCCUAAUAUGUAGAAACAACUGGUUCAUCWCUGGAACAACAACGUAUUCUAAAAGUGGGCCGGUACAAAGGUUCAGUGUUUAAGGAAACUGGGACUAAAAUUCUGUAAAAAAUACACUUAAAUAUUUUUCUAACAGCUUUUUUCACUUUAAACAGAACUGAUCCAUCUCGUUCUCUUUAGUUAUUUCUUUUACAAAAUGACCUGUCCUCUUUAAGUUACACUGGUGCUACAGGAUAAAAAGAUCUUAAGAAUACUGUCAGUUUCUAGAAAAUGAAUAUUUAAAUCUCAAAUUUUUAAACCAGCUACCUUUAAGAGGAAGGCCCUAUAAUUCAUUUAACUUUCCUUUUUGUAUUCAAGUCUUACAGUCCUUUGUUUGUAUUAUAUUUUCUGGAUUAUAAAGAUUCAUAUGUUUGUUUCUGUUUACUGGUAUUUAUUAUUUUUGUUAUUUCAACCCAUUUUGUCAUUUUGAUUGUGUAUUUUGCCACAAUGGAAACGCGUCUUCAUUUUUUGUGUCAUCCAAGUAUUUUUAAUUUAUGCAUCUUUUUAAAUAUGUAUGUGCAUUAUUUUUACUGAAUAAACUCAACUAAUUAAA